AUGGGAGACAGGUCAACACUGGCAAAGGCAAAAAAAGAGCUUGAAGAACUGUAUUUAGGAGUCCCUGAUGACUCUGUGAAUCAAACUUUUCAAGAUCUUGCUGAAGUUAGACAACUGCAUUCAGAAGAGAAAAAAACCCCACCAAUGGAUCCCUUCUCCGUAUCCCGUAGCAACCAGAAAAUCAAUGCUAUAACUUUAGCCAAAAUUCCCAGCCUGGAUUUCAGCAAAGCCCUCGAAUCUUCGUCCAUCCAACAAAAUCUUCCACGGUCACCCCAUCACGUUGUCCGAGAUAAUCACCAUGUAUCGAGCCACCAUCGUGCGGACGAGGGCGAUUUGCACUGUGUACGAGGUCAUCAUGGUGUAUAUACUAAUGGAGAAACUCUUCCUCCUCAUCAUCAUGGUAGAGGUAUGUGGAAGAGUUUAUUGCUGGCAAUGUGUGAACAUAUUGGCAUGGGAGAGAUGGCAGAAGGUCGAAAGUGCAUAGAAUGCUUGGGUAGAAGAUUUAGUCAAAGGCAUACUAUAUCAGUUGAUAUAUCAGCAAUUAAUGUUCGUAUUGUCAAUUCGAGCGCAGAACAAGUAGGAUCCGGUUCACCUGUUUACCUCGCUGCUGUUCUUGAAUACCUCGCUGCGGAGUUAUUGGAGCUUGCUGGGAAUGGUGCAAGAGAUAACAAGAAGAAUCGGAUUAUUCCAAGGCACAUCCAGUUGGCAGUGAGGAAUGAUGAGGAGUUGAGCAAGUUGUUGGGUUCGGUGACAAUUGCGAAUGGUGGUGUUCUGCCCAAUAUUCAUCAAACAUUUCUUGGUGUAGAGCUUGGGAUCAUCCAGUUGGCAGUGAGGAAUGAUGAGGAGUUGAGCAAGUUGUUGGGUUCGAUGACAAUUGCGAAUGGUGGUGUUCUGCCCAAUAUUCAUCAAACACUUCUGUUGAAGAAGACUAGUGGGAAGGGUGAAAUUGGGUUUGCUUCACAAGAAUUUUAG
Molecule: messenger RNA, 972 nt
Organism: Fraxinus pennsylvanica
Lineage: Eukaryota; Viridiplantae; Streptophyta; Magnoliopsida; Lamiales; Oleaceae
Source: the annotation of a GenBank genome assembly